Molecule: messenger RNA, 1187 nt
Organism: Carlito syrichta (Philippine tarsier)
Lineage: Eukaryota; Metazoa; Chordata; Mammalia; Primates; Tarsiidae
Gene: APOLD1
Product: apolipoprotein L domain containing 1
Exons: 3
Coding region: 33-518 (161 amino acids)
Source: RefSeq, a predicted model, not a curated record
GAUUUUUCUUUCCUGGAGCCAGCCAGAAGUGAAUGGGCAUGGAGAGGCCACCGGCUUGGGAGCCGCGAGACGCCGACGCGCUGCGGCGAUUCCAGGGGCUGCUGCUGGACCGGCGCGGCCGGCGGCGGGGGCAGGAGAUCGCGGCCAGCUGCCAAGACCAGAUGCGCGAGAUCCUGAGCUGCCUCGACUCCUUCUGCCGCUGGCAGGGCUGCGGGGACCGCCAGCUGCUGCAGAGCGGGAGGAACGCCUCCAUGGCCCUGUACAACUCCGUCUACUUCAUCGUCUUCUUCGGCUCACGUGGCUUCCUCAUCCCCCGGCGGGCGGAGGGGGCAGCCAAGGUUAGCCAGGCGGUGCUGAAGGCCAAGAUUCAGAAACUGGCCGAGAGCCUGGAGUCCUGCACCGGGGCUCUAGACGAGCUCGGUGAGCAGCUGGAGUCCCGGGUCCAGUUCUGCACGAAGUCCAGCCGUGGCCACAACCUCAAGGUCUCCGCCGGCCAGCCCGCAGGGCUGUUUUUCUGAGAACAUCCUUCCCCCUAAAUGACGGAGGCCAGCAGACCAGCCCCAUGGGAUGCUCCGAAUUUGUAGCUCCCUCAGGAAAACACCAAGUCGGGUUAAGAGUUGAAUGCAAAGGAUGUGAAAGACUUGAAGGGGGUGCGUCCUCUCAGCCCUGUUUAUCCAUCACUGUGACAUCCUGCCUGGGCUCGAGUGCUAGGGACUUUUCACUUGUGUGAUCUUAGUGGAGUUUGUGACCCGAAAACGUUUUUUUCCUUUAUCAAAACCUUUCCAUCUUCACACAGCUGGGCAAGCACUCCUGUUUUAAAGUUAUUUGAGGUUGCCUGCCACUACCCUGGUGAGCUGAGGUUUCAGAAGGUGCCACCCUCUGGGUCCUCUCCAACUCCCACUAGACUUGGAAGUUCUCAGCAAUGCUUGUGAGGGGGAACACUUGCUUUAAAAUCUGUCUCCCAGAGUUUCUGUUACAAAGAACUCCAGAGCAAAUCAGCCCUCUGAAUUUUGUAGGAGGGUGCAGGACCCAGAUGCUGACAUGCCCUUGUCUUCCCUUUCCUCUCAGCUUACCCAUUCACAUGUCCACACCAUGGAGUGGACUGUUCCUAGGUGUAUUCCUAUCCAGACUUCCACGUACUCAAAGUAGAAGCCAACUAAACAGUCAUCUAAGUCCUGCUGCCUUGC